Molecule: messenger RNA, 947 nt
Organism: Cryptotermes secundus
Lineage: Eukaryota; Metazoa; Arthropoda; Insecta; Blattodea; Kalotermitidae
Exons: 3
Coding region: 68-793 (241 amino acids)
Source: RefSeq, a predicted model, not a curated record
AUCCCGAGUAUAAAAAGACAAGCCCUGGAUUACGAGACGCACUUGAACCGACGAAGCAAACUCCAGCAUGAACGCCAGACUUGUCAUCAUUGCGCUCUGCGCCUUUCAGUUCGUCGCAGCGGACUCUAAUACCGACCAAGCCAAAAGCGGUCUUCAAGACAUAGCGUCUCAGAUCCAAUCAUGGGUAGAGAGUUUCCGAGACAGAGCGGAACGGGCCAUCUCCGAGGCGCUGGCUACUGCCCAGAACUUCAUACAGUCACUGCAGGAUAGGUUCAAAGAUGCACAAGAUAAACUCGUCAGUGCAUAUUCCAAUGAUACGUCUGCUUCCCAGGUCAAAACUUGCGCUCAGAACGGACAGCAACAAGCAUCUGCUGUUAUCAACAGCACGAAGGACGAAAUUCAGGCUAAGGCCGCCAGCAGUAGCGAGGACGCAAAGGCUUACGCUGACCAAGCAAGUUCUCUUGCUAAACAAGCAUCGGGCUCUGUGGGCCAGGUUGCACUGAACUUCACAACAUGCUUAGUCAAAAACCCACUCACAGGAUUCAUUAAAUGUCCCCUAGAAGUUGCAGCUGCAGCAAGAGACCUGGCCACAGCGUAUACCUCUGCGUUUAGCAACAUUCUUACGUCAGGAGAAAGUAUCAUAUCUCAGUUUGUUAGCAAUUUGGGGGCUUCAUUUGAAUCGAAUCUCCAGAGUGCUAGUGCGCAGAUCCAGAGCAUCAGCGAAGAUGUCCAGAAAUGCGUCCAGGAAGUAGCAGCAGCGGCGAACAAGACAGCUGAAACAUCAAGCCAAUAAGACCUUCCAAGUCUUCAUAUUACAGUUAAUGUUAACUGAAUUUUCUGAGAUGAAAACAUACACGUGCUAAGCAUUCGCUUACGACAGCUAUGUACCCUCUUUUAUGAACUUAAUUCCCAUCACUGUAUCAGAAAUAAAAAUGUUUAGCAUAAUG